This is a messenger RNA of Taeniopygia guttata (zebra finch), 11576 nucleotides long. RefSeq names its product KIAA1549 like. The record is from RefSeq and is a predicted model, not a curated record. NCBI's taxonomy places the organism in Eukaryota, Metazoa, Chordata, Aves, Passeriformes, Estrildidae.
CGCCCGGCCCCGCGGAGCGCGGGGGGCGGCGGAGGGGUCCCCGCGGCCCCGGCAGCGCCGCCCCCGCUCCCGCCUCCCCGCGCUCGGAGGGCGGGGAGCGGGGCCGGCGCGGGUGGCGCCCAGAGCCCUUUGUGGGUGCAGCUGCGUUCGGCGGCGCCGGAGCCCGAGGGGCCGAGCAGCCCCGGCCCCGCGUCCCGCGGCGUGCGGGCAGAGCCGCGGGCGGCAUGCGGGGCCCCCGCUCCGCCCCCUCCGCCGCCGCCCGCCUGCGGAGCCGCCGCUCCAGAGCCCGGCCGGCGAUGGGCAGCGCUGCCCGCUGAGCGGGGCCGUGCGAGGCGCGGGGAUGCGGCGGGCGGCGGGCGGGCGGAGCGGGGCGCGCCCCGCGGGGCCCGAGGCAGCGCCCGGCCCCGCGGCCCCGCGCCCGGCCCGGCCCGCGGGCGGCGGAGCGGGCCCGGCCGCGGCCGCCCUGCUGCUGCUGCUGCUGCUGGCCCUCAUCGCGGCCGUCCUGCCCAGCGCCCGCGCCGAGCCGGGUGUCAGGCAACAGCAUAUCAAUGAUGCUCCUUCUACAGGACCUUUUCCUAAUUGGAGAUCUAUACUAUCACCAACACGGCCUUCCACAGAAACUAAGACUCCCUCAGUAGCUGAUCUUUCUCUGGGACAGACUUUGGAGAACGCAGACCUGCUUCAGAUGAUAAAAACAACGCUGACUGGCGCCCGUACCAGGACUUUGGAUCAGAUGCACCUGGCACCCUCCCUCUACCAAGGCAGUGGGAACAGCGCGCCCCAGGAACCCGCUGAGGUUUCAGCCGAGUCGCCCCUGAGGCCGUCGUCUCAAGAUGCAGAUGACACAGCUGCUCUAACAGUGUUAUCUGGAGUAUCUUCUGGUGCAAUACCUACAGUAGAAACUUCAGAAGCAAAACCAAUAACAAGAAAAUCAUCUCCAGCUUCACCAGUGCCAGCUUCUUCCUUCUUUUCUCUAGGCACUGAAAACACACCUUCGCCAUCCGUGAUGGCUUUAAGCACACCGAUCCUGACACUAACAAAAAAUAACACUGCCACAAAACUGACACCGGAUCUAAGCUCAGUAGGAACACGGGCAGAUUUUCCUUUUGCAACGAGAAACACGACUGCCUCACCUCUGGACAUGCCAGCCCUGCUCACAACCCCCAAGAGCAGCACGGUCACAGCUUCCACACUCGCACCCACAGCCCACGUACCAAGGCAGAUAGAAACAACAGUAACUGACACCCAGAAGCUCCCGAGCUCAGACAUCACCAAAACGCCAACCCCAUACCCACUGACAAUGACAGCAGCUUUGACAUCUAUUACAGCAUCAGCGAAAACAACUAGGCUUCCCCCUCCUGCCGUGGAACUCAGCCCCGCUCCUCCCGGCACCACGGCAGCAGCCGCUUUCGCUAACAUGACGGCAGCUCCCUCCUUGGAUUGCCGGCUCUCUGCCAACAUGAUGGUGAAAACAGUUCUCUUUCUGAACACAAGGAGGAUGAUGAUCAGCAAUGCCUUCAGGGAGAGUGUGAGAAAAGGCCUCAACCAAGUGCUGAGACAAGCUUUCAACCAGAAUGUCAGUGCUCAGGUUGAAAUCCUGGAGCAGUCGAGCAACCUGACCGUGGGUUACUACGUCACGCGGGGCCGGCUGGUUUUCACGCCAGCUGCCGUGGCAGAGAAGCUGCUCGCCUACGGCCUCGGCAAUGCCACGGCGGACAUGCAGCAGCACGUGCCACACCUGCAGGCCCUGGUGGCCCUGGCCCUGCCCUGGCAGCCCCUGCCCGCCUACCACCUGCAGCUGAAGACAGAGCUGCAGUUUGUGGGUCAAACAGAUAAUAUUCAGUCAUGCAAAUUUGUUCAGACCAUGGAACAGCGGCUCCAGAGAGCAUUUCAGGAUGCUGAAAGGAAGGUCCUAAACACCAGCAACAACUUAACUGUGCAGAUUUUGAACACCUCCAAUGUCUCCCAAGCUGUCACUCUGUUUUACGUAGUGAAAAAUCAAAGCACAACUCUAAAUGGCACUGUUUCCAGCAACCUUCUUAAUCAGCUGUCAGCUGAGCUGGUGGGUUUCUACCUCACCUACCCACCUCUCACCAUUGCUGAAUCUUUGGAGUACCCAAACCUUGAUGUCUCGGAAUCAACUAGAGACUACUGGGUGAUAACAGUCAUCCAGGGGGUUGAUAUUGCUUUGCUGGGGCUGAACAACCAGAGCUUUGCCAGGCUGAUGGAGCAGCGCUUGGCCCCGCUGUUCAUGAUGUCCCACCAGCAGGGACGGCGGUUCCGACGUGCCACCACCGUGGGCAGCUACACUGUGCAGAUGGUAAAAAUUCAACGUAUUCCAGGACCCAAGGAGCCAGCUGAACUGACAUACUACACUUUAUACAAUGGGAAGCCUUUGUUGGGCACUGCAGCUGCCAAAAUUUUGAGUACAGUUGACUCCCAGAGGAUGGCCUUGACCCUGGGCUAUGUCAUCCAAGUUCAAGCUGAUCCUGUGGUGAAGAAUCCCCCAAACAACCUGUGGAUCAUUGCAGCUGUGCUGGCUCCUAUUGCAGUGGUCACCGUCAUCAUCAUCAUCAUCACCGCGGUGCUGUGCAGGAAGAACAAGAACGACUUCAAACCAGACACCAUGAUGAACCUGCCUCAGAGAGCCAAGCCAGUACAAGGCUUUGACUAUGCCAAGCAACACUUGGGCCAGCAGGGAGCAGAGGAUGAGGUUUUACCUGUGACUCAGGAGACUGUCAUCCUUCCACUUCCAGUCAGAGAUGCUCCUGCCUCCCAGGAGAGAGAAAAUACCCAGGAUGGGAGCACCAUCAAAACUGCCAAAUCCAACGAAACCAGGAAAAGCCGCUCCCCGAGCCAGGCCGGCUCCAUCCUCAGCAAUGGCUCGGGAAAGCCCAGCUCCGGCCGGAGCUCCCUGCAGAAAGUGAUGGCACCGCAGAAAGCGGCCAAAGAGGAGGGCAGGAAACGGAACGUGGCCGUGAGUGAUGAAGAGGAAGGAGGGAUUCUCUUUGAUAAUGUCGCCAAGUCUGCCAUGGACCCCUUUGACACCUCCUCGGGCUCGGUGCAGCUCAUCGCCAUCAAACCCGUGGCCCUCCCUGCUGUCCAUGCUGCUUCAGAGAGGAGCCAGGAGUCUGCCAUCAUCAAUGGGGAGGUGAACAAGGCUUUGAAGCAGAAGUCUGAUAUAGAGCACUACCGCAACAAGCUGCGCCUGAAAGCCAAGAGGAAAGGCUACUAUGAUUUCCCACAGGUUGAUAAUAGCAAGGCGCUGACAGACAGAAAAAGGAUGUAUGAGAAAAACCAGAAAGAACUUGACCACAUUUUGGAUCCAGAUGCAGAUGUCUCAUCGCCAUUUGCUGAGCCUAAGAACAGGCAGCCACUGAAGAACUCAGUGUACAGAAGCAGGCAGUCCCUGAACAGUCCCAGCCCAGGGGAAACUGAGAUGGAUCUCCUGGUGACUCGAGAAAGGCCGAGGCGUGGCAUCCGGAACAGUGGAUAUGAUACCGAGCCUGAAAUUAUAGAAGAAACAAACAUUGACCGCGUCAACGAGCCGCGGAAUUACGGCAGGGCCCGGCAGGCCAAGGGCCACUCGGAGACGUCGACGCUGAGCUCGCAGCCGUCCAUCGACGAGGUGCGGCAGCAGAUGCACAUGCUGCUGGAGGAGGCCUUCAGCCUGGCCUCCGCUGGCCACGGGGGCCAGCCCCGGCAGGACGCCUACGGCUCGGCCCCACACCUGCCCUACUCCGAGGUGGUGACCAGUGCCCCCGGCACCAUGAGCCGGCCGCGGGCGGGCGUGCAGUGGGUGCCCACCUACCGGCCAGAAAUGUACCAGUACAGCUUGCCAAGGCCCGCUUAUAGAUUUUCUCAGCUUCCUGAGAUGGUAAUGGGUUCUCCUCCCCCUCCUGUCCCUCCCAGAACGGGUCCUGUGGCUGUUGCCUCUCUCAGGAGGUCUACAUCAGAUAUUGGCAGCAAAGUGAGAAUACCUGAGUCCAGUGGAGCAGACCAGGCCCAGCAUCAUGACCAGACACCUUUUGCAGCGGGUUCCAGAGCUCCCAUGUCUGUUGGCCCACUCGAUCAAUCGGCUUUUCACUCAGGAAACACGGUACCAGCAGUGUUUGCCAUUCCAGCAAACCGCCCUGGCUUCACGGGCUAUUUCAUCCCAACUCCUCCCACUGCCUACAGGAACCAAGCCUGGAUGCCCUAUGCUGGAGAGAAUGAGUUACCAGGGCAGUGGGCAGACUCUGUCCCCCUUCCUGGCUACAUCGAGGCUUACCCGAGGCCCCGCUACCAGCACAACUCGCCCUCCCGGCUGCCCAGGCAGUACAGCCAGCAGGGCAGCCUGCACCCCAGCCUGGAGCAGGCUCCGCUGGCCUCCGCCGCCGCCUCCCAGCAGAGCCUGGCCGACAACGACCCCUCCGACGCGCCGCUCACCAACAUCUCCACGGCUGCCCUCGUCAAGGCAAUAAGAGAAGAAGUGGCCAAGCUGGCCAAGAAGCAAACAGAUAUGUUCGAGUUCCAGGUCUAAUAUAUCUUCCGUGCACGGUGUUUGUGUCUUGCGACCUGGGGUAGCCAAGAAAGCAACUCCUUUAAUUUUCGGCUACAAACUUUCUGUGAGUUGUGCCAAAGCGAUGGCAUUUUAAUCUGUCUGAAAAGUCAACACUAUGAAAUGAAGGUAUGCAAAGCAGAGCAACGGGACUCUGAAGACACGAAAUUCUGCUUUCCAGCUAAGGAAAAGCUGCCAGAAACUGUUUCAUACUGAUGAGAUCAACCAUAUGCAAUUGUUUGCCACUUCGUCCGUGCCACAAGAAGUUUCAUUUGCAGGCCCAGAGGCAGAGCUGCUGAAAAUAACUUCUGCAUGCCAAAACUUUGAUUCAAGAAGAAAAAACCCACAGAACAGGGUUUGCUGGAGGCCACGGCUGGCAUGGCAGUGGCCGUGGUAAUUGUUUGCUGUAGGACAUUGUACAAGGGGUGCUGAUUUCAGCAAUGCAGAGUCAUUUCAGCCUUUUCAUCCCAGAGACUGUAUUCAAGCCAAAAGAUUCAACAUGAUUAAGUAAUACAAAUAAAAGGCCUGUAAAUAGCUCCGAGUCUCUUCAUCCUAUUAACAGUGCAAAGAAGUGAAAGAAGAGAGGACUGUGAAGAAGGUGAAUGACAUUUCCAUAAUUGGUGGCUACCUUGUCCCUCAGUGCCACUGAUGAGUUAUGGAGGAGAUUUUAUUUUCAGCGUGAGAGAAUACAAUGCAUGAAGAGCCAGAAAAGGAUAUUGGUGCUAAAAGUUUCCCAGAGAAAUGAAAAAAGGUUAUUCUUGUUUUCUCUGUAAUUGGGCUUUUCACUCUGAAUGCAUGUGAAGCUGGUAAACCUGAGACCUUUAAAUCCUUCCAACCUGGAAAAAUGAAUACACCUGCUUGGACAAGGAAACCUCUGUUCAACACAGUGCUUUUUCCCCCUCUUUCUUUAACAAUGCUAUCUACUAAAGCGAUGCCAGAAAGUGCUACCUGAAGCUGCAGUUGAUUUUGAUUGCCCUGGCACGGUGAAUGCGCACCCAGGAAGUUCUGAAUGUAGAGGACCUAAUUACUAUAUUAACAUGUAAAUAAGUUAACAGCUACACGGAUUAACAAGAAAUAUGAAUGUUCUGUGAAAAAAGAAGCAUUGCUGGAAAUGAUGCUGACUUUAUAUUGUGCAAGAUAAAGGUCACUGAUUGUUACACUGCGUUGUGGUAGGAAUCCAAUCCCAAAAGAAAAUCAAACCUCUUGGGAUGGGACAGUAGUUAAUAUUUUGCAGUUGUACAAACUAGUUGAAGGUCAUGAGCAGUUGUUGUCAGUUCCUUCAGCAAUUAGCUUCAGGAACUGAAGUUGCAAAAUUUGUUGUGUUGGGCGUGUUUGAUGUCAACUGGAGUUAAAGGCAAUGUCCUCCAUUUCAGUGGGUUAUUUAGUUAUCCUCAAUUACUAUUUUGUCUGAUCAUUUCAUUUCCCUGAGUUUCUUUGGUCUUAGCUGGUGUGAGAAAGGGAACUUGGUUUAGCUUUUUGGCUAUCGGUAAAUUGAGAGAAGGAGAGAGAAGACUAGAAUAGGGGAUAGAAGAAGAAAUUGAUGAAGCACAAACUUUUAAGGCAGAGCUAUUUUCCCCCCCUAAUAAUCAUAUUAUAAACCCUGAGACUGUGAUGCGUAAUUAUCCUAGAAUAUACAGGCAUCCUAUGCUCCAAUACCUUGAAUAUUGCAGAAGUGUUUGGAAUGCUAGUUAAUCUUUCAAUAAAUGUGAAAUUUCAUUUUUAUUAUUUCAAAUCAGAUAUAAAUAAAAUGUAUUUUUGUAAUUUCUAUGUAUAUAUGUGCUGUAUAUUUAUAUAAGUGACUAGUCUGCUAUAGUCAGAAAAUUUCCAUAAACUAAGUGGGAAAAAAAAAAAAGAAAGAAAGAAUAAACCCCUGAUAAUUUUACUGAUCGAUAUAAAUGUGCUAUGUCUGGAGUACACAAAUAUACAAUUGGGUGACUUGGAUACUAAACAACCAAAGAAACUAAAUUUUUCUUAUAAAUACAAGUCUAGUAAAAGCUGACUGCUGUCUCAGUCAGGUAAUACUGAUAUUAUCACUGUAAUACAACACAGCCAAAUUGGGUCAAAUUAAUAGCUGGCUAAGAGCAUCACACUUUGGAGUAACAGCUGAAAAAUACUGGGCCAAACUCAGUGUGCCACAGAAAGGUUCUGGUUGGCUUUGGUGGGAAUUACACUCACUGAGAGCAAGACUCUAUUGGGCUUUGUCUAUAAAAGCAAAUUUCACUAGACCCCUUUAACAGAAUUCUGUUUAUUUUUCUGUCAUUUGGAUCCCUGUAACAUAAGUGCAGAUAUAAUGGAAGAGCAGCUGACUUUCAUGUAGCCUGAGCUGGUUCACAGCUGGCUUGAGCUAACCCGGGAAGUAAAACCUACACCAGGUUGUGUCAGCCACAUUCUGCAUCAGCUUUACUAUCUCAGUUUUUGAAUGAUUCUUCUAUGUAGCCCAGUGAAAAUUUGCCAGUAAAUGGGCCCUUCUAAGCAAUGGGGGUGAAAUGUGCUGUGUAAUAAAUUUCUCUAGCUUAGACUCCAGUUUUGCAGGGCUGUUCUGAGGCUGAAAUUAUGCAAGCAGCCACGAUCCCAUGGAUGGGCACACUGAAGUCAUAGAGGUGGGAAGGGUAAUGUAACAAUAUAUUCCCAAAAAAGUCACAGGAAGCAGGGCAUUCCAAAUUAAAAUGACAUCUUUUGGACACUUAGCUCUUUGUAAGUCUGUUCCCAUUCUUAAAUGGUGGCAAUUUAAUAGUUCUAUUAAAAAUGUGUGAGGGUAAAGUCUCAGAUAUCUUACACAAUGAAUCUUGUGUCUUGCCAUACUGGAAACUAAAGAUUUUGGAAAGUAUAGAGAUGUCCAGGGUAGAAAAUGGCAAAACCCCAAACAAAAGCAUUUAAAUAGCCUUCUAGAAAGAAAAAAACAUUUCAGUAGAGUUAAACAAAGUACUCUUCAUACUUCCGACAAAGACCUGUUAGAGAUUCAAAAUUAAUUUUGUUUGUUAUUAUUAUGGAUGAUGUGCAGUCUAUUUAGUAUUUCCUGAACCAUCACUCUGAAACCAUUGUGGUGCACUUUAUUCAGAAAACCAUCUUGCAUUCUUCAUUCAUUAUGCCUUUUUAUCCUGUUUGUAAUAUGUUUCUGUAAUUUUUUUUUUUUUUAAGUAUAAAGUAAGAUUAUAUCAAGACAGGACAUUCCUGGGAAAGAAAAAUCAUGCUGUAAUAUUUAUACUGUCUGAGCACAAAGCUAUGAUAAAGUGAAAAUAUAGUGUACAAAUAAUUUGUAAUAUAAUAAACAUUUUGUAUGGCUACAAAUUACAAUAUGGUUUUUCAAUACUGAUUUCAAAGAAGAAAGUAUUUGUGUUUAAAGUUAUAUAACCUGGUCAAGAUAUAUCCAUGCCAUUUUUACAGAGAAAAAAAGUAGUAAUUUUGCUUUUUCUACUCAAUGCCCCAGUUUUCUUUAAAGAUAUGUUAAAUGUUUAGGUGAAAGUACUGUUUACUGUGUACAUAAAAUGUUGAUGUUCUGACCACUAUCUGUCUUCAGAUUUGUAAAUCAUCAGUAGGAACAGUUGCAAAUGAAACAACAAAAAAAUCCUUCCUGGUAUGUUUGUUCUGACCACUUUCACUUGGAAAACCAUGUGUGACAUUUUUUAGUAUCAGUAGAACAGUAACUUUAAAAGGAUAAAAGGGAACUUGUUGGCAGUCAUUUCUUGACUUGUUGGCAGUCAUUUCUUGACAUAUUAUCUCUGUUGGAGAGAAGCUCCAGCACUCAGUCUGGAAAUAUGAGUAAUAUUUGUAUGUCAUAAUACUAUGGGUAGAACUUGAUAGAAGUGUAUGCAAGCCCUAUAUAUAGAAAUGAGGAUAGUACCUUCAACACUGAUCAUUUCGUUUUCAGACUCUCCUUGAAAGAUGAGACGCUUAAGAAGUGUAAGAUAAAAAUGAGAGGCAGGUAGAAAAUGCAGCAUUGUGUAGAGUGGAAGAAUUACUUUGUUUAAGGGCUGAUAUAUUCCAAGCUGACCAGUUUCCAUUACAUUUCAAGACGUCUGACUGUUAAAGAAUUAAUCACAUUUUAAUGAAUGUUUUUUAGCCCUGCAUUGCCAAUAUAAGAGCUGACUGCCAGUUUCUAGAAAUCAGAGGGAGCUUGAAAGCACAAAGUUUACUGAGCUCACAGAAGCCACUGCAUUUUGCUGCCCCUCUUGUCCUGUGCACAUCCCAGCAGCUCCAAACCCUGUGUCCAACCAGUUUUUGUCCUGCUCUUGCAUUUCUUACACAUUAACAAAUCCCAGUGGCUUCCCAGUCCCCACUGACACGAAGUGACAGAGGGACAGGGAUCUUGCAUGUCACUCAUACCUACUAGAAAAUGCAGCUUUCUCUUCAUGGGUUAAUUUUUAACUCUAGGAAUGAGCAACAGAUUUCUUUUUUGUUUAUCAAAAUAAUUCAAUUUUUUUUUCAUAUUUUAAGGAGAAGAGUACUCUUUCAGAAUGUUUUUUUGAGCUUUUGCCUUUCUCUCGGAAAUAAAUAAUGCAAGACUCAAUUUGUGGAAGUGAGAUUUAUGUAUAGGUCAGUAAAGAAAUGACAUACUGACUUGCUCUUUAAAAAUCUUUCAAGAUGGCCAAGUCAUGAAGGCAAAGCUGUCAAUACUGCAGAAUCUCUCCUGAGAAUAACUGCAUUGAACAAGUUUGUUUAGGUAGGCCCUGAUUUUAAAAAUAGUUGAAAUGCCCCCAAAUCAUAUAAUAUUUAAUGUGUUUAAAAUCACCUUAAGGUCAUAUUCUUAUGAAUAUUGUAUCAUAUUCACGUGUAUCUAUAUAUGAGUGUGUCAAAAAUAAUUUUUCAAACCUGGUUCUAUUUGUCCAUCAAUUUGUCCCCAUCCAUUUCAGGUUCCUUAAGGGGUACAGAGGCAGAAAUAAAGAGAUAAAUCUCAGAGUUGUUCUGUUAUGAAGCCCCUGAAAGGUGAGAAAUGGGCUUUAAAUAGUUAGGUGGUCAAAUGUAUAGUAGAUGUCUUGAAAAUAAUUACAAGUAUCAUGAAGAGAUGUCUCAGGAAUUUGAUUUUUUUUCUUUUUUGCAUUUGUUAAAAAUAAUUAUUGUUUUAAGAAGUCUGACUUCAUGAAUUUUCCACAGUCAGUUCAUACCCAAGGAGUAAGCUGUUCCUAUAUUGCAUUCUGUAAAGAAUUUUGUCACUUUAGAAACGGACACUUACCUACUAGGCAAUAAUGGGUGCAAAGGACUGUAAAUCACAAAGAAAGGUGAUUCCACUGAGUGCAAUAUUUAGAGAGCAGGUGAAUUUCUCUCCCAGAGUAUUCCCUCCUCACUGGAGCCCAGAGCAUUUCUGUGCUGUGCAAACCAGUCCAAACACCAUAACAACCUGUGGCAAUCAGUUCAGGCCUUGUGUAUCUGACAAGGAGAUCUGGAUGUAGGUGAACUUGAAGUUUAUUCUUUAUUCCUGUCUUUAUCUCCAUGCUGCAAUAAGGAAAAAACCUUAUUUUAGUAUUUCCUUCUAUGACAAAGAGACUGGGAAGGCUUUUCCAUCUCAUCUUGCUGUUGACUUCUUAUUGCAAGCUGCAUUCAACAUCAUACUUGAUAGAAAAAAAAGGAGGGUGAAGCCAAGGAUUUUGGAAAAUAUGAUAGAACCCUAAAUGCUGAGGCCUAAAUUUUGAUGCAGGAUCUAGCAACCCAACAGGAACAGCUCAGGCCUAACAAAAGGGUCAGGUCUGGGCAGUUCUUGGUCUUAUCAGAAAGCAUGUUUGUCCAGCACAGAUACUCCUAUGCUUUUUGAUUUUUUAUCUUCAUUGAAUGUCUUUCCUGCCAUCACUGUGCAUUCUGAAUUUGAGUUUCACAUUGUGCACACAAAGAAAUGCACUCUUUACCUCACUGACACCUGGUGUGACAGAAGCAGGAACCAAUACAGGACAGAAGUUUAAAUAGCUGCGGCACUGCAUAGCUUCAGCCCACGGUGUGCUUUGUGUGUUCUCCUAUUAGGUAACAUUUUCCACUGCAAUUACUGGCUAAACACCUGCUUCCUUCAAGGAGAAAAGGGCUGAGCUAGAGACCCCCCAAUAAAUUAGCCAUCAAGUGUCUUAAAACUGUGCCAGGAGAGGACAGAUGCUGUGAGUUUAUGGGUGGCUGGAAACUGGGAGAUGGAAGCUCAGUUUGCUCUUCUUGAGAAUUUUGGAGUGGUCCAAAAUGUGACUGUGCCUCAGUGCCCCAUCUGUAGGGCAGGGUGAAGGGGCUGCCUCUCCUCACUGCUCUGCUGAAACUCAAACCCUGGACUGCAGUGGAUGUUUUAGUAAGAAGCACCAUUUAUUACUUCAUUGAGCUUUGGGAACUGUUCAGGACUAUAAAGUACCUAUUCCUACCGUAGCAUUUCAAUAAAUGUGAAUUUACACGGGAAAAAAAAAAACACCUCUUGAAAAAUAUUUCAGUAUAUUCUAGGAAGCCUUUCCAAUAACAAUCUCUACACUUUUUUACAGAGAUUUACAGAAUUUAUAUCAAUAAACUGUCUCACUUCCCAGGCAACAGAUCUCACUUUCCAAGGAAAUGAACUUUUCUUACAUCUUUGAAUUAUGGAAAGGACUAGCUCUGCAUGAUUACAAAUAUCCAUGUUACCUUUGGUGUUCACAGCUUGAUUCAAUUGAAUUGUAAUGGCUGUGUCUGUGAAACUUGCUCAAAAUUUAUGAGUGGUUCAGCUGUAAGUGGGAAAAUUAAUUUUCUGAAGCUGCAAAAUUGAGAGCAAAUUUAAAGCUGAGUUUAGGGAUUAAAUCGAGAGAAUAAGAAAAUAAAUAAUUAAAAUUUUAUACUAUGCAAUCAGAAGGAAAAUUUCCAAGACCUGUUAUUUAAAAUUACAUGCUGAUGUAGAGUUUUACAUAUGAUUGAAAAGGAGAGUUUUAAAAUGUUCUGGGUCAUUACCAAAUUCCUGUGUUUUUACUCUGAGCCAUAGGGUGAUUCUAGAAAUAAAGCUUAUGAGUACAUAGAGUAGUUAAUUUCUUGUUAGUGGUUAUAGCUUAGCUGAAGUUGUACACGUGUUUUCCUUGGCAACUUUGCACAUGAAAUAAAAUAUGUCUUAAAA